Messenger RNA from Telopea speciosissima, 1838 nucleotides. Its product is annotated as glutathione reductase, chloroplastic-like. The transcript has 10 exons. Bases 6 to 1646 code for a protein of 546 amino acids. The record is from RefSeq and is a predicted model, not a curated record. Lineage: Eukaryota; Viridiplantae; Streptophyta; Magnoliopsida; Proteales; Proteaceae. Gene Ontology annotation, cellular component: cytosol; mitochondrion. Gene Ontology annotation, molecular function: flavin adenine dinucleotide binding; glutathione-disulfide reductase (NADPH) activity. Gene Ontology annotation, biological process: cellular response to oxidative stress; glutathione metabolic process; cell redox homeostasis.
AAAUAAUGGCCGCCUCAUUGAGGGCCCAAAAGAUCACCUUCUCUUCUUCAACCCUUCUUCGUAACAUCUGCCGAAAAAUCCCCAAUUCUCUGUCACUAAGGUCUCUUACUGCUAAUUUCUCCCCCAUUAUAUUCAAAACCCUCGUGUAUCCGUCCCAAGAUCGUGGUUUCUUCAACCCUCAACGUUCUUUUAUGGUUCGAGCAGAAUCUAAUAACGGCGAGGAACAUCGAGACUUCGAUUUUGAUCUUUUCACGAUUGGUGCUGGCAGCGGUGGUGUACGGGCGUCCCGUUUAGCUGCUAAUUACGGUGCUUCUGUUGCGAUCUGCGAGCUUCCCUUCUCUACUGUAGCAUCCGAUAAUGCCGGUGGUGUUGGUGGAACUUGUGUACUCCGGGGAUGUGUUCCAAAGAAAUUACUUGUGUAUGCAUCAAAGUAUUCCCAUGAUUUCGAAGAGAGCCAUGGCUUUGGAUGGAAGUAUGAAUCUGACCCUGAGCAUGAUUGGAGCACCAUGAUAGCCAACAAGAAUGCUGAGUUGCAGCGCCUUUCUGGAAUCUACCAGAACACUCUGAAAAAUACAGGGGUUACAUUAAUUGAAGGGCGUGGAAAGAUCGUGGACCCACACACUGUUGAUGUGGAUGGGAAGCUAUACACUGCAAGACAUAUUCUGAUUUCAGUUGGGGGACGACCCUUCAUUCCUGAUAUUCCUGGACGUGAAUAUGUUAUAGACUCUGAUAUGGCACUUGAUUUACCCUCGAAACCCAACAAUAUCGCAAUUGUUGGGGGCGGAUAUAUUGCUGUGGAAUUUGCUGGUAUUUUCAAUGGUUUGAAGAGUGAGGUCCAUAUAUUUAUUCGGCAGAAGAAAGUUUUAAGAGGAUUUGAUGAGGAGAUCAGAGAUUUUGUUUCUGAACAGAUGUCUCUAAGAGGAAUUGAGUUCCAUACAGGGGAAUCACCUCAGGCAGUCAUAAGAGCACCUGAUGGUUCACUCUCCCUGAAGACAAACAAAGGAACUGUUGAUGGUUUCUCACAUGUCAUGUUUGCAACAGGACGUAGACCUAACACAAAGAACUUAGGACUGGAAACAGUUGGGGUGAAAACGACUAAGAAUGGAGCUAUAGAGGUUGAUGAAUACUCCUGGACAUCAGUUCCUUCUAUUUGGGCUGUGGGUGAUGCUACAGGUAGGUUGAAUUUGACUCCAGUUGCAUUGAUGGAGGGAGGGGCAUUUGCAAAAACUGUAUUUGGGAAUGAACCCACAAAACCCGAUUAUAGUGCUGUACCAUCUGCUGUGUUUUCUCAGCCACCUAUUGGGCAAGUUGGUCUUACUGAAGAACAGGCUGUCCAAGAUUACGGCGACAUUGAUGUCUUCACAGCGUACUUCAGGCCCUUGAAGGCUACUCUCUCUGGACUCCCAGACAGGAUCUUCAUGAAACUCAUAGUCUGUGCUAAGACAAACAAAGUUCUAGGGUUGCACAUGUGUGGGGAAGAUUCACCAGAGAUUGUUCAGGGAUUUGCUGUUGCUAUGAAAGCUAGAUUAUCAAAGGCAGCCUUUGAUGCAACAGUGGGUAUCCAUCCUACAGUAGCAGAGGAACUUGUCACACUGAGGACUCCAGCCAGGAAGAUUCGAAAGAGCCCACCUGUUGAGUCCUUCUAGCUGCUACAACUCAUUCUUAACCACUUGUCUAUAAUUUUUGUUUUUUACUUCUGAAAUUCUGCUUCAGGGAAAGGCUGACGCUGAGUCGAAAGCAGCAGCAGAUGUUUAGGGUGUAAGAUCUCAUGGUAUGCCAGUACAUUUAGAAGCAGUCCUAGAGAUGCGUGACAUACAUACAAUGAUGAUAUGCUUUAA